UGCAGUAUUGGACGCAAACAACAUCCUGAUAACAUGAACUUGCAAGGCAAAGUGGUGAUAGUGACAGGGGCUGGCUCAGGAACCGGUGCGAACACUGCAGAGUUCUUUUGUAAAGAAGGUGCGAACGUUGUACUUGUGGACGUAAACGAGACUAAUUUGAAAAACAUCUCCGUGAAAUGCUCAAACGCUGGUGGUAAACACAUCCUCAUUGUAGCCGAUGUGGCUAAAGACGAAGACGCUGAAAGAAUAAUUGGAGACACGAUUAAAGACUUUGGAAAACUAGACGUCCUAGUCAACAACGCCGCUGUCGGACGAUAUGGUAGCAUUCUGGACGGAACCUUCAUGCAGUCUUUCGAUAAUGCUGUUGAUAUCAACCUCCGUGCUGUGCUAAAUCUCACGUGUUUGGCCGCACCACAUCUAGUUAAGACUAAAGGAAACGUAGUGAAUAUUGCUAGUGUAUCAGGAAUUGAUCUUAUAAAGAGUAUUUCUGGAGUCCUUGGAGCAUACAGCGUGCUAAAAGCGGCAGUCAUUCAUUUCGCAAAAAUAGCUGCAGCUGAACUAGGGUCCAAAGGAAUUCGAGUGAACGCUGUUUCCCCCGGUCCAGUUCGUACUAAUUUAAUAAAUAACAGUGCAGCACCUUUCUCCCUCGAUCAGUUGAAGGAGGACACUUUAUUGAACAGGAUAUCCGAACCCGAUGAAAUCGCUGAUCUGGUCCUGUAUUUAGCUAGUGACAAAGCUAAAGGUAUCACCGGUUCGAACUAUGUGGUCGACAAUGGAAAUCUUUUGAUGUAGAG
Molecule: messenger RNA, 794 nt
Organism: Chilo suppressalis (striped riceborer)
Lineage: Eukaryota; Metazoa; Arthropoda; Insecta; Lepidoptera; Crambidae
Source: the annotation of a GenBank genome assembly